AUGGAGAAAAGUGCCUUUGCCGGGCGGAUUUCUGCUCCUUGCCCAGAAAAAAAAAAAGAAAUAAGCCGAGUCCCCCGGCGCGCAUCUCAACAACACCCGAAGCGCGGAGGGCUGUUGGAGCGGCUUUACGCCCGAGAUUUCGGCCCACGGCCGCCGCCUCCACAACGAAAGCGGCUCGGAGCGGGGCCGUCCACCCGCCGGGGACGGCCGGGACCGCCGUCCCGGGGACACCCCCACAGCACGGCUCGGGCUCCCCGGCCGCAGCCACCCCACGCCGAGCCGCGGCUCCGCUGUGCCCGCCCCAACGGGGGGAAGCCGGGACGCAGCGGCAGCAGCCGCUCCCGACGAACUCCGGCGCCCGACGGGCCGAGAGAAACCCCGGCCGCUCGCUACCCCCCGAGCCCGGGCAGCCUCCGGGGACGGGCAGCUCCAGCCUCAGCCCCGUCCCGCCCCGCCGUGCCCCGCUCCCUCCGUGAGCCACUCACCGGGGCCGGCCGCCGUUCGCCCCGCCGCUCUGCUGCUGCCGCUGCCGCUGCUGCCGGGGGCGGCGGGGCCGCGGCGGGCUCCUGCGCUGGCUGCGGGGCUCGGAGCCGCCGCCGCCUCCCUCCGGCCCCGGCCCCCGCCCCCGGGCCUGACGUCACGGAGCCUCCUCCGAGCGCCCCGGGGCCGGGCCGGGCGGCGGCUCCGCGGAGCUGCGCUGCGCUGCGCGGGGCCGGGCGCGGGCGCGGGCGCGGGGGGCAGGCGGCGGAGCGGCGACGGCGGCAGGAGGGCUGGGUGGCCGCAGAAGAGCCGAGGAGAGGGAAGAGGAGGCACCGCCCGGGCCCUCCAGCUCUGCGAUGUCGCGGGGCAGCGGGAAGCAGCAGCCCGUGUCGCGAUAGCGCUGCGAGCCGAGAGCUUACCUUCGUCAUGAGCAUAGGCAUAAAGGCGGCUCCGCUGCGAGAGGCAGCGCCCAGCGCGAGAAGUUCAGAAAAAGAGAGCGGCGAUGCGAAAAUCUGUAGCCUCGGGGGCUAG
Messenger RNA from Gallus gallus (chicken), 1011 nucleotides. Its product is annotated as translation initiation factor IF-2-like. The transcript has 4 exons. The coding region runs from base 1 to 1011 and encodes 336 amino acids. Lineage: Eukaryota; Metazoa; Chordata; Aves; Galliformes; Phasianidae. The record is from RefSeq and is a predicted model, not a curated record.